AAUGACAUCCUUUCUUUCCAACAAGCUAUUUAAAAAGACAAAGCAUAACACAAAAGUACGCUGGUUAUCUUUUUGUAAAUCCUCUUCUUAUCCAUUCCAAGAAAUGUCAUUUCAAGAUAAAGACAUACGUGCAUUUGAAAAAUCAUUUCAAAUAGCAGCUGACGAGAUGGUUUAUGCUAUUGAAUCGCAAGGUUCGAUUUAUUAUCGAGGUGACUUUUUGGCUGCAUCAGAAGCAGUUCAUCUUUGCAUUGACCAAUUUCAUGAUCUACUACACUCUUUAAAGCCAGAUAAAUCACAUAUAUUUCAAUUGAAAUGGUCUGAACCUUUGUUUAAACUUAGGUCUCGACUAGAUUCUUUACCUUCGCCUAAAGACAAGGAUAACUAGUGUCAAUAUAAAAUGUUGUAAAUAGAGAGUAUGUACAAUAAAGAUGAUAUCACUGUAAGAAUAGAUGAUCUCAUAACCAAGGAC
This is a messenger RNA of Rhizopus microsporus ATCC 52813, 469 nucleotides long. RefSeq lists its product as uncharacterized. The transcript has 2 exons. Lineage: Eukaryota; Fungi; Mucoromycota; Mucoromycetes; Mucorales; Rhizopodaceae. The annotation marks the transcript as partial. The record is from RefSeq and is a predicted model, not a curated record.